UUAAUAUUAAAGGAACGAAAUGAACUAAAACAAAAAGAUUCGUUCAUUUUGAUGAACUCAAUUCAAAGAACCGACUCACUAAAAUGAUCCGAUCUUCCCAUCACUGAUAUGCAGUAGGGAGUCAUAACUCCGUGCCGCUAGGUGGCAGCAGUGUGUUUAAUCUAGCAACCCAGGUACCGUUACUUCAGCAGUCCUACUAAUCGAUUUACAAAAGCUUUUAAAAUAAUUUAACGCCUGAAGUAAAGUUUCAGUGCAUUUUAAUGAGUUUUCAAUGUGUUAAGCGUUAAAUUUGAGUCUAAAGUCAGAUUUUUAUUGUCCGGUUGAAGUAAAAUAUUAUGUUUAUCGAUUGGUCAUGUCUGAUUCCAUCUUCAAUAACAGAAUCCACGUGUAGGACUCACGGGCGCGUCCCGGUUCUCGGAGAUGUUCUUCACCUUCACGUGGCUCUGACAGAACGCCGUGAUGCUGCGCGGUGUGCUGCUAAACGCUUUGCGAACCGGAAGUGCCCUUCAUGCCAGGAACUGUCAGACGUGUGCGGUUUUCCUUCCCAUCGCCGCGAGAAAGUUCGGAAGCGUCCCAAAGCCACCCGGGGGAGGAGAAGAACGAGGUGCUGCGGUCCAGUUCGGGGAUCGUUCCACAGCUUUCUCCUCCAGAAACACUUACCGGAAGUCGUCCGCCGAGCAGCAGGAUGCGAAACACGCAGACGCGGAAGUGGAGCUGGACGAACCGGACCACUUCCGGUCCCGAACCAAAUACCGGAAGAGUAACACACCGUACUGGUAUUUACUGCAGUGUAAAAAACUGCUGAAGAAAGAUAAAUUAUCUGAGGCGUUGGUGUUGUUUGAGGUUCAGAUGCUGAAGGAGGAGCGAUUGCAGCCGGAGGAGUAUAACUACACUGUGCUGAUUGGGGGAUGUGGACGAGCUGGAUAUAUCAAAAAAGCUUUUAAACUUUACAACGAUAUGAAGAAGCGAGGUCUGGAGCCCUCGGGCGCCGCCUACACGGCUCUGUUCAAUGCCUGUGCUCAGUCGCCGUGGAAACGGUCGGGCCUGGAGCAGGCGCUGAAGCUGCGACAGGAGCUGCGCAGGAAGAACAUUCCUCUCAACUCCAUUACCCAUCAUGCCCUGCUGAAAACGCUGGCACGUGCCGGAGACCUGAAGGCCUGUUUCCAGGUGCUGCGGGAGAUGCUACACAGUGGACAGGCGGUCACUCAGGAGACUUUUCACUACUUACUGAUGUGCUGCGUGGAGGACAGAGAGCAGGGCUUCAGACUGGCGCUGCAGGUGUGGCAGCAGAUGCUGAGCUCUGGUAUAAAACCAGAUGCCCAGAACUAUAACAUCCUGCUGCGUGCUGCAAGGGAUUGUGGGAUUGGCGAUCCUGCCUUGGCGACUAAUCUGCUCCUGAGGGGGCGGGACGAGUCCGGGUCUAACCUCAGAGGUCAGAGGUCAAAGCCGAGAGAAGGGACGAGUCCCCUGGAGAUUUUAAGCGUAGACGUGUUCGAGAGGCGCAUGCUGGCCGAGACCACGUCCGAUCUCACGCAGGAGACUCUUCACUCUGACUCGGAACAAACCAACCCGCUUCCUGCUUCCUCACCUUCACGUGCGCUGGUCCAGAUGUCCGUCCCGAACCUGCUGGACCCGGGUACCUGUCGCUCAGACCUGGUCACCUUGGCGAGCGCGAGCACCCCGUCUGAUAGGCUGGCGCUGAUCGGAGACCUGGACGGCUUUCUGAAUAAAAUGUCCAGUGACGGAUUGAAGCCCAGUAUAAAGACUCUCACGCUGUUGGCUGACGUGACGGAGCCCAGCAGCCAAUCGGUACGCAGCCUGAUCCACGCGGCCGAUCAGGGCGGAGUCAAGCUGGACGUGGGGUUCUUCAAUACUCUGAUCAGGAGAGCUGCUAAAGCAGGAGAUGUGGAAGGAGCCAAGGCUGUGAAGGCACUGAUGCUGGAGAGGAAGCUGCAUGUAAACGCUCAGACCUUCUGCAGCAUGGCUCUGGUGUGUCGCACACACAAACAUGGACUCCAGCUCCUUACUGACAUGAAGACGUGCGGCGUGACUCCGAACGCUCACGUGUUCAGCGCUCUGAUUGGUCAGGCCGCGCGGCGUUUGGACUACGCCUGGCUGCACGAGCUGCUGCUCCAGAUGCACCAGAUGCAGGUUUCGCCCAAUGACGUCGUCAUCAAACAGCUGGAAUUCGCCGCAGAGUAUCCACCCACCUACGACCAGUACAAGUCGAAGAACACCUACCUGGACAAGAUCAACGGUUUUCGUGGUUUCUAUAAGCAGUGGCUGGAGUUCAUGCCUGCACAGGAGACGCCACACCCCAUGGAGAAAUUCCACCAACCCGAGAUGGAGAAUGAGCGAGAUGGAGUCGAGUCGAGUCAGGAGAGUCGAGUGGAGCCGAGUCGGCUGAGAUGAUUCACUAAACGAUAAACAAAUAAAUAAAUAAAAGUA
Silurus meridionalis is the source of this 2448-nucleotide messenger RNA. It is a transcript of the gene ptcd1, whose product is annotated as pentatricopeptide repeat domain 1. Lineage: Eukaryota; Metazoa; Chordata; Actinopteri; Siluriformes; Siluridae. The transcript is spliced from 8 exons. Bases 460 to 2412 code for a protein of 650 amino acids. Gene Ontology annotation, biological process: tRNA 3'-end processing. Gene Ontology annotation, molecular function: tRNA binding; protein binding. The record is from RefSeq and is a predicted model, not a curated record. Gene Ontology annotation, cellular component: mitochondrial matrix.